Messenger RNA from Cheilinus undulatus (humphead wrasse), 1019 nucleotides. RefSeq lists its product as uncharacterized. The transcript has 3 exons. NCBI's taxonomy places the organism in Eukaryota, Metazoa, Chordata, Actinopteri, Labriformes, Labridae. The record is from RefSeq and is a predicted model, not a curated record. The coding region runs from base 93 to 1019 and encodes 308 amino acids.
AUGUUUAUUUUACAUAAAUUAUGAAAAUAAACUUAUAGCAAACAAGUACAAAACUUGUUUUUCCUUUCCCAUCAGCAGAAACACCUGCUGACAUGACAGCGGCCACUCCGCUGGACGCACUGUCCACAAGUCAUGUACUGAGGCAGUGUGAGCAGGCGAAAGAUGGGACCUUGUGGGAGGUUAUCCAGCCUGGCGCACAAUCGGGGAGAGCACAGUCCCAAAAUGUGCUCACCGAGUCUGCAGGACCCACGGCUCACGCGAAGCGCAACGUUGAGGACGCCGUUAGCACAUUCUUGUGUUUGGAUGACAGGAGGAUGCUGCACCACAUACGGGACUGCACUGUUGCAGAAGCCCGCAGUGUUGAGGAGAGGUGGGAUCUCUCCGUGGCUGAACUAAAGGCCUCCAUUUCUCUGCUGUACUUGAGGGGGGCGUACAGCAAAAACCUUGAAAUGGAGAGCCUGUGGUCCGAGGAUUGGGGCUUGCCAUUCUUCAGGACCACAAUGCCAAGGAGCCGCUUCAGAGAGAUCAUGAGAUAUCUCCGCUUUGAUAAAAAGAGUGACAGGUGUGCACGUCUGUGCACUGACAAAUUUGCCCUAUUUUCUGAUGUAUGGAGUGGCUUUAUAGAUAAUUGUAUUGCCUGCUAUAAGCCUGGAGCCUACAUCACAGUGGACGAGCAGCUGUUCCCCACCAAAGCACGGUGCCGCUUUAUCCAGUACAUGGCCAACAAACCCAACAAAUUCGGCAUCAAAUUCUGGUUAGCAGCAGAUGUGGACACUAAAUAUCUUUUGAACGGGUUCCCUUAUCUGGGGAAAGAUGAAGCACGGCCGGCACACCAACGCCUGGGAGAGAGCGUGGUGCUGAGGCUGCUGGAGCCCUAUCAGCAGCGAGAGGAGCUGUUCUCUACAAAGGUGCUGAAGCACGACCAUGCCACCCUCACGGUGUACCAGGGCAAGCCCAGGAAGAACGUUGCCCUCCUCAGCACUAUGCACCCAUCUGUGACCACUGGGGGUGACAAGUAG